AUGAUGACACGGAACUUAUCGCAGCUCGAAUUGAUUGACGCGCACGACAUAGUGCGAAUCCGAAUUAGUGCGAAUCCGGCCCCUGCAUUCGCGCACGACAAGACAACUAUGUCAGGCGCAAAGAAGCUCAUAAAUGACCCAUCAGAUGUGGUCCUCGAGAUGAUCGAGGGCUUGGUGGAGACCUACCCCAACCUGCAGUACCUCGAUGGCUUCCCUGACGUGAAGGUGGUGCUGCGAGCUGACGUCAGCAGAGGGACGUACGAGAAGGUGGCAAUCAUUUCGGGCGGCGGGAGCGGGCACGAGCCGGCGCAUGCAGGGUUCGUGGGGAAGGGCAUGCUCACUGCCGCCGUGUGCGGGGAUGUCUUCGCCUCGCCUUCAGUCAACGCUGUUCUCAUGGCCAUUCGGGCAGUGACUGGUCCAGCUGGCUGCCUCUUGAUCGUCAAGAGCUAUACAGGUGACAGGCUGAACUUUGGACUGGCAGCAGAGCAAGCCAAGGAGGAGGGCUUCAAAGUCGAUAUGGUGGUGGUGGGGGACGACUGUGCGCUGCCGCCGCCUCGUGGCAUUGCAGGGAGAAGAGGUCUGGCUGGGACUGUCUUUGUGCACAAGGUUGCAGGAGCAGCUGCAGAGGAGGGAAAGUCACUCGCUGACGUGGCAGCAGAGGCUCGCCAAGUGGCAGGGCUAGUGGGCACCAUGGGGGUGGGUCUCUCUGUCUGCACCGUGCCGGGGGGCUUCCCUUCUGAUCGACUUCCUGCCACCAAGAUGGAACUCGGGCUCGGCAUUGUGAGUGGGGCGGAGAUGGGGUGA
Molecule: messenger RNA, 804 nt
Organism: Closterium sp. Yama58-4
Lineage: Eukaryota; Viridiplantae; Streptophyta; Zygnematophyceae; Desmidiales; Closteriaceae
Source: the annotation of a GenBank genome assembly